AUGCUGCUUCUGCUGCUGGCGUUGCCCGCGGUUCUCUGCCCGGGAGGUGGCGGGGAAGAAGCCUUUCAGGGGCCCACGUCCUACCACGCCAUUCAGAUCUCAUCCUUUAUCAAUAGCAGCUGGGCCCAGACCCAGGGCUCGGGAUGGUUGGGCGACGUGCAGAUUCAUGGCUGGGACAGCGCUGCGAACAGGGUGGUUUUCCUAAAGCCCUGGUCCAGGGGGAACUUCAGUGAUGAGGAGGUGACUCAGCUGGAGGGGCUCAUCCAGGUCUACCUCGAUGGCUUCGUCCUAGAAGUGCAGGACCACGCCUCGGAGUUCCAGGUGGAAUACCCCUUCAAGAUCCAGGGCAUAGCAGGCUGUAAGCUGCACUCGGGUGGGGGCACCGUGAGCUUCCUGCGGGGAGCUCUAGGAGGACUGGACUUUUUGAGUCUCAAGAAUUACUCCUGCGUGCCCGCCCCAGAGGGCGGCAGCCGGGCGCAGCGCAUCUGUGAGCUCCUAAGUCAGUACAAAGGCAUCCAGGAUAUUGGGGAGAAGCUCCUCUUUGAAACAUGCCCUCGGUACCUCCUGGGCGUCCUCGAUGCAGGGAAGGCCGAGCUGCAGAGGCAAGUGAAGCCGGAGGCCUGGCUGUCCACUGGCCCCAGUCCGGGUCCCGGCCGUCUGCUGCUGGUGUGCCACGUCUCUGGCUUCUACCCCAAGCCGGUGUGGGUGAUGUGGAUGCGGGGCGAGCAGGAGCAGUGGGCCACCCAGCGAGGCGACGUCCUGCCCCAUGCUGAUGAGACGUGGUAUCUCCGAGUGACCCUGGACGUGGCGGCCCAGGAGGCAGCUGGCCUGUCGUGCCGAGUGAGACACAGCAGUCUAGGGGGCCAGGACAUGGUCCUCUACUGGGGAAACCCCAUCUCCAUCGGCUUGAUAUUUUUGGCAAUAAUAGUGCUCUUCUUGAUCCUUUUGAUAGGUCUUCUGCUUUGGUUUUUGAAGGGCUGCUCCCUGACUCUGUGGAACUUUCUGCUCAGCUUCUUGGCCUCUCAGGUGCCACUCUUGGGAUUGGAGGUAGGGCUUGAUUACCUGCCCUGGAGUGUGGGCUGGACUCACUUCCAAUGGACAGAGUGUGGACAGGAUGACGGGGCCGAGGAGCUUGCACACAGGUUUACAGAAUGUGGGAGCGACAUGGACACAUUGAUCCUCCGGGUUCUGGAAAGGACACAGGAGGUUCCGCUGGGGCGUCUCGCUGCCCUGGUCUCGUGGGGCUUGUGCGGUGCACGUGUGCACGUGUGCAGACACAUGGCUCCACCAGGAGCGCGGACCCGGUCACUGCUGCGCGCGCCAGCGCUCCUGCACCCGGCUCAGCGGGCCAGAGCGCCUCUGCACCGGGCCUCCUGGGUCCGCGUCUGGCUCCGCCUUUUGCAGACGCCGCUGCUGCACCCGCGGGUUCCUCCGCGUGUGUCCUGCCCUCGGCAGGUUGAACCCUUUUCACCUGCCCUCUGCUUUGAAGGACUUAAACCUUCUCUUCCGCAGUUGGGUCUUUUCACCAUUUUCCAGCAUGAGAACGGAUUUAAGUGUCUUUUUACAGCACACAUUUUUAAACGUUUUAAGUGUUUUGGAGAUAGCUAA
This is a messenger RNA of Ailuropoda melanoleuca (giant panda), 1608 nucleotides long. Its product is annotated as T-cell surface glycoprotein CD1b. Bases 1 to 1608 code for a protein of 535 amino acids. The record is from RefSeq and is a predicted model, not a curated record. The transcript has 9 exons. NCBI's taxonomy places the organism in Eukaryota, Metazoa, Chordata, Mammalia, Carnivora, Ursidae. Gene Ontology annotation, molecular function: lipopeptide binding; exogenous lipid antigen binding; endogenous lipid antigen binding. Gene Ontology annotation, biological process: immune response; positive regulation of T cell mediated cytotoxicity; antigen processing and presentation, exogenous lipid antigen via MHC class Ib. Gene Ontology annotation, cellular component: external side of plasma membrane.